GUGGACGGGAAAAGCUUGAGGAGAAACGUGGAUUAUGUGUUUAGAAACCGAGGAAAAGUGGCGUUCAUUUUGGGCUGCAGACUGGAAUAUGUUGCCUUCGAAGUCCACUGGAGUUCCCGUAAACCAGGAACGCUCAGUGUGUGAUCAUCAUCCUACAAGAAUGCGAGGAGUCUACACGUGGCUUUUCAGGGAUGUUAUGCUAUUUCUAUUUUGUUUGGAGGCUGUGAGGUGUCAGCACGUCGCAGACCACAGAAAGGUCCCUCAGAGGACGCUGCCCGUGAUAGACUCUGAAGCAGACCAUGGAGGCAUCCAAGGAUCCUGGGCUCCCUGGGGACCCUGGUCGGCCUGCUCCCUGACAUGUGGAGGUGGCGUGCAGAAGCAGAGUAGAUCGUGUCUGAAGGUCUACCCUGUUUAUCCGGGUCAGGUCAUCUCAGCUUUGAGGCCUUCAGUUUCCAUCUAUCGGGAUGGCGGCCGUCAAGAGGGCAGGGGGAGCCCGUCUGGUGGACGCAGGAGGAUCAGCGCCAUCAUCCCGGGUCGGUACGGCUUUGGAAGAACUACAUCUCGGGCUUCCGGAAGUGUCCGACAGUCUCAGCCUGACAGACAGAGACGUUCCGCCGUCUCCCACCACGACGGACUCGGGUCGCACCACACCGGACCUCACACGGAGACCCUCUGGGCGCCGUUGUACCAGCAGCAGGGGCAGACGGGGCUUCCUCCGAGCGGGCAGGAUUCCCGAGCUCAGCAGCCGCAACGACAUCUGGAGCGACCCUAUCAACCUCUCCCGGCUUCUUCUUGUGUGGGAGAGGGCGAUCGCCAUAGAAUCUGCGACCAUAAGGCUUGCCCCACAUUCAGCAAACCCAUCAGAGCUGCUCAGUGUUCCACACACAACAAGAAGCCUUUCACGGGCAAUCUGUACGAGUGGGAGCCUUUCAAUGAAGUUACAGGGGAUCAGCACUGCGAGCUCAACUGUCGAGCCGCCGGCUUUCGGUUCUACGUGCGACUCUCCGACAAAGUGAUCGAUGGCACGCCAUGCGGACCCAACAAUUCUUCGGUGUGUGUAUCGGGAAAGUGCAUGAUCCCAGGCUGCGAUGGCUUCCUGGGCUCCGGAAAGGUGAUGGACAAGUGCGGAGUGUGCGGCGGCGACAACGGCACCUGCCGUCUCGUAUCGGGACUCUUCCGCCACUCUCUGACCAAAAUCGGCUACCACAAGAUCGCCGAGAUCCCGCCAGGAGCUACCAAGAUCAACGUCACAGAGAUGACUAAAAGCCGCAACUACUUAGCACUGAGAAGCCGCUCGGGUCGGUCCAUCAUUAACGGGAAUUGGGCUAUUGAUCGGCCGGGCAAGUAUGAGGGCGGGGGCACGAUGUUCACGUACCGCCGACCCAAUGAAAUCAGCAGCACUGCUGGGGAGUCGCUUCUUGCCGAGGGGCCCACCAAUGAGAUCCUGGAAAUUUAUUUGAUCUUCCAGCAGCCCAACCCUGGGAUUCACUAUGAAUAUGUGGUCGCCUUGGAGACGCCACAAGGGAACGCCGUGAACGAGCAGCAGCAAGUGGGGCACGACGAUUCCCAACGGGGAAAUUAUGACCCAGCCGGUGGGGGGAGUUACCCGCCUCAUCGUCAUGACAACCAGGCGCCACCGCGCCAACGGGAAUACAGCUGGAAGAUGUCCGGCACCAGCGAGUGCAGCGCCUCCUGCGGUAAAGGUUUCAGGCAUCCCAUCUUUCACUGCGUCCAGCGUCUGAACCAGGCCCAGGUCCAGGACGUUUUGUGUGAGGGCAGCAGUAAACCAGUGGAGCAGGAGGAAGUGUGCAACCUACAGCCCUGCCCUGCAUUUUGGGACAUCGGCGAGUGGUCCGAAUGCAGCAGGACGUGCGGUCUGGGCACGCAGCAGCGUCAGGUCCUGUGUCGCCAGACCUAUGCCGACCGCACCCACAACGUGCACGCCAGCCGCUGCGACCACCUGCGACGGCCCGAGACCUCCGGCACCUGCCAGACCAAAAUCUGCAGCGAGUGGCGCGUCCUCUCCGAGUGGAGCGCCUGCUCUGUGCCGUGCGGGCUGGGUCAGAGGCGGCGGGACGUGCGCUGCGUCAGCAACGUGGGCGACUUUGUGCCCGACGACGAGUGUAACCCGAACCUGAGGCCAGUCCACGUGGAGAAUUGUGACAUGGGCGCCUGUGCCAAAAGUUGGUUCUACACAGACUGGGGCGCCAAGUGUUCCGCUGAGUGCGGGAUGGGCGUUCGUGCGCGAGGUGUCUUGUGCUUGAGCAAUCACAUCAGCAGCCUCCCACUGGAGGGCUGCGGCAGCGAACGACCUCCAGACUCGCAAGUGUGCAACACGGGCCCUUGCGAAAACGCCAUGGAGUGGUUCACCGGCCCGUGGACUCAGUGUUCUGCAGAGUGCGGCGUGGGCAAGCAGCAGCGAGCUGUGGUGUGUCUGACGAGGUCAUCAGACGCGAUUGCCGUGGCACCCCAGUACGAGUGCUCGUCGCUGGAAAGGCCGCUCAGCCAACAGAGCUGCAACGUGAAAGCUUGUGGAGUAAAGUGGUACUACACCGACUGGAGCGCUUGCUCCAAAACAUGUGAGGGAGGAUUCCGUGUGCGUGAGGUUCGUUGUCUCUCUGAAGACAUGCAGUCCAGUACCAGUUGCGAGGACCGGCUCAAACCGGCCGAACGGGAAGACUGCAACCCUGAACCUUGCGUACCUCAAAUAGAUGAGCACUGCAAAGACGAGUACUUCAACUGCAACGUUGUGGUCCAGGCUCGCUUGUGCGUGUAUGACUACUAUAAGAGGAGCUGUUGCGCAUCUUGCUCUCGCCACCCCCACAGACACUACGUGGCCCACAGGGGGCGCAGCUGACCCUCAUUGGAACAGAAAGUAUAAACAUUUGCACGCGGGAAAGGAUGGAAAGCCACCUUCAUUUAGGGUCUGUCUCCAUGGAAACAAUUCGGACACUUGCUUGUAGUUGGGGCAACCCAGAAGUAGCCAUUAAAGUUUGUCUUUGGAGGACGCACCCUACAAAUUCGGACGCCACCAAUAAUUGGCUGGAGCUAUACUGAAGACUCAUUCAAGAACACUGGGAAUUUGGAUGCAUGCUAUGUUAAACCUUUCCGUCUACCAAGCACACGCAUACAAUUUGUGAUACAUUCAAGGACCUACAGACUCUGUAAGAAACUUUGGCCCUUCAAAAAUAUCAUUGAUUGACAGACUAGCUAGCAAGCACAUUAACUAUUUCCCUUUUUUUAUCAUUAAAAAAUAUUUAUUCAGUAUUUGACUAUAUCUGUAUUGACAUUGCUUUCUUCUUAAAAUAAACAGUUUUGUACCAUUCUCUUCUGUA
This is a messenger RNA of Syngnathus acus (greater pipefish), 3335 nucleotides long. RefSeq names its product thrombospondin type-1 domain-containing protein 4-like. The transcript has 18 exons. The record is from RefSeq and is a predicted model, not a curated record. Lineage: Eukaryota; Metazoa; Chordata; Actinopteri; Syngnathiformes; Syngnathidae. Bases 35 to 2857 code for a protein of 940 amino acids. Gene Ontology annotation, cellular component: extracellular matrix. Gene Ontology annotation, molecular function: metalloendopeptidase activity. Gene Ontology annotation, biological process: extracellular matrix organization.